This is a messenger RNA of Umbelopsis ramanniana AG, 3357 nucleotides long. RefSeq lists its product as uncharacterized. The transcript is spliced from 13 exons. Bases 144 to 3128 code for a protein of 994 amino acids. NCBI's taxonomy places the organism in Eukaryota, Fungi, Mucoromycota, Umbelopsidomycetes, Umbelopsidales, Umbelopsidaceae. Gene Ontology annotation, molecular function: protein binding. The record is from RefSeq and is a predicted model, not a curated record.
UUACUUUUUAAUCUCCAUUCCUUUUUUUAUUGCAUACACCCAUCCAAGAAUUCGUCAAGUCAUUCUUAACACAAGUGUAUCAGAUUGGCGCUUCUUCCGUUGUUGCCGUUGACUCUUCAUUCUCCUUUUGGAUCAUCUGAAAAAUGUCUGACAGCGCCAUUCGGAGUCAGGCACCAUUCAAUGUUCAAAGAAAGGUCACCACUGCCACGUCUGCCAGUGAUAACCCCAUGGCCAAAAAGUUUUCUAACAAGAAAUUUAGUAACCGUUUGAAGAAAGAUACAGCACAGAAAGGAUCAAUCCGACUCAACGCCAAGCUUCCCACAGAGCAAAGUCCUAAACAUAGCCUUGCUCUGGUUGAUACUUUACAAGUGCGGAUGCCAGCACCCUCUGAUACCAGUGUUCAUGAGUCUUCAUCAUUAUCUUCCCUUGAAAAUAUUUCGAAUGAUGACCUAGGGGAUCAUGAGGCCAGAAAUUGGACCCCACGCAACAAGGAGAGAAAUAUCGAAAUUCACGCUGAAAAUAUUGUUGACCCACCCAAUACAUCCCAUAAUAUCAAUGACAUCGAGCAACGGCAAGUUCGACAAUUUGUUGAGAAACUCAAAAGAGCCGUCUCAGCCCAUUCGAUAAAGGAGGAUGACAAGCAGCUUGUCACCAAACAUGAUAGCCAAAGUGAAACACGUCGAAGUUCAGAUCAAGCUCUGAAUAUCACUAACCUAACUUCGAUUUGGGACGAACCAAAACCAUUUCCGUCUGAUUUAAGCGAUAGUGGUUCUGAAGAGCAUCCGUUUGAAACUCCUUCCUUUUCAGCCUUUCGGCGUCCACAGCUCAGCAACCGACAAUCGUCAGACGCUGACAUAAAUGCCACUUGGGUUAAGGAUAAAGAUAACGCACCAAUAGGAUGGCUGUCACGGCACCAAAAGGGUCACUUUGCCAAUACUGACUUUGCCUGUCCCGUACCUGCAAAGUACAUACCCCGCAUAAAGCAGGAUCUUUACGAAAUGGUUUCAAACGUCUCCAUUGAAACAAAUGAGGAAGCAAAGUCAAUACCAUGCGAAGAAACAGUAACUGAAUCGCCACCCGAUGCCAACUGCUGCAUUAUACCCUCUUCGACUAUCGCAGACGUGACAAGCCCAUCAUUGACGGGAGUUUCCUCGCUUACCAACAAUGAAACCUAUGACCCAGCUAUUGUCAAUAUUAUACCCGAUGCAGACGCAAACUCUACAGUACCUUCACCAUCCUUGUCGAACGAUGAGCGAUCAGAAAUUACAGACGGUUCCAGCGACAUCGAUGUAUUUAACGAACCAUCAGUACACUCCACUAGCGCCUUACUGGAAAAUAUUCCAUAUGAUGAGUUGAUGUUUGGUGAAAAGGACAGCAUGGUCGAUACAAAUCUGGAUGCUACCCCAGAGAAUAUGCUUCAAUCACAACAAGCUAGACCACGUACUCAUGUUUUCCAAAAACAUACUUACUCGUUCUCGCACGACAUGAGCAUAGCCACUGAUAACUGCAAUAAGGGUUCGACCAUGGUUCAAGAGAAGCUCACUCAAACAAGCUCGGCUGCUGUUUCAUUCAACCAACCAUACCCUCAUAUCGACAUAGACCCUAUCAAACAGGUGUUUCAAAAAAUGGUGACUGUUCAUGAUCAACACGGUCAUCACGAUGAUAGACGAACUCAAGCAGCUCACAUUACUUUGAGAGGUGAAGCUAAUGACGGAAUGGUGGUGCGGAAAGAAGAUGAGCAGGAUAUAUCACUGGGUGUUAUUGUCGAACAUUUGGCACGACUACGCCCGUAUGAAGAGUGGAGCAAUAUCAGAUAUCUUGAUCUCAGCCAUCAGAAUUUGUCUGCAAUCUCAGGUUUACGAGAUUGUGUCCCUUUGCUGGAAGUGCUAAACAUCUCCCACAAUAUCAUCACCCACAUAGAUAAGCUUCCUCGUAGCCUUCGACAAUUGAAAGCUCACCACAACAGAAUCACUGACUGCUCUGGCUUGUGUGAUCUGCACGAUUUACAUUACUUGAACAUAUCUCAAAAUAUGCUGGAAAAUCUUCAGGAGUUGAGCACAUUGCGUAACAUGCAAGAGUUGCAUGCAGAAAACAAUCUCAUAUCAAGUUGGAGCGGAGUGAAGCACAUGAAGCUUCUGGUAAGACUGAAUCUGUCGCACAAUAGAUUACGAGAUCUGAAUCUUUCUGGGUCGUCACUACAUUCAUUGGAAAUGCUGAACCUAGCAUUUAAUGGUAUUGAGCGACUGGAAAAUCUUGAGCACUUGACAUCGCUGCGAGCUAUCAAUUUGGAUCACAACGAAAUCAAGUGGAUGAACAUCUACCAAACCUUACCGUCACUCGAACUCUUGAGACUUAGCUUCAAUCGCCUGAAAAUUAUGGAUGCGUCACCCUUUCCUUCAGUGAAGACCCUAUAUUUGGAUGACAAUCAGCUCAUGACCGUUAGAAACUUAUCGGUAAUGGUUCACCUGGACAGCUUUUCGAUGCGAGACCAAGGCGGACAUAAAAUUGAUAUGGACAUCAGCCAGUUGAGGCGGGUGCGCAAAUUGUUUUUGUCAGGAAACGCAUUGCCGAAUCUACAGGAAUUUCAAAAUUUCACUAAUUUGGAAUACUUGGAGUUGUGCUCAACACAACUUGAGAACCUCCCAAACGACUUCUCCCUCCACUUCCCUAAUCUUGUCAUACUUUACCUUAGUGGUAACUAUUUGGGCGACAUUGCACCUUUAGCCGGCUGCUCGCAACUGCAGAAGUUGGUGCUGGUGGAUAACCGUCUAGACAACCUCAAAACAAUGAAUCAAACGCUCAAACAACUCCAUUCACUUUCAUAUUUGGAUUUACGACAUAAUAACUUAACCUCCAAAUUUUAUGCUACAUUAUCCAACCCUACUGGUCCAUCCGAAGAUCUUAUAUCGCAUUACCUGUCAUAUGAGCACGACGGGAGAUGGAGUGAUAAUGAUCAUGUUUUCCAUCGUUGCAUGCCUCAGCUCUGGCGAAACAAACGAGAAGAGUAUAGAGCAACUAUUUUGAAAGUUUGCAAAAGAAUCAAGUCGCUAGAUGGUAUCAAAUUCGAGAAGAUCGAAUGUAUACAAGCUCAGCAACUGCUUCGCCGCAAGAUUAAGGAUAGGGCCUGAUGCUGGAUGUUUUAUUGGAAGGUUUUCUAAUUUGAAGCUUAUCGCUUUGAUGAUGAGCAGAAGUAGACAUGCAGCGUUAUACAAAUAAAUUGGAUACCGCAUUAUAUGCCAUAAAAAACGACCAAUUCGGUUUAUAUUCAAAAUUUUGUUAACCGCAAAAAAGUGACUGUCCAAAUUUUUCUGUGGCCGGUCCCGCCACCCAUAUUUGACUGACGCUGUAAAGCACCAA